GGGGGCGUGUCGGGGGCGGGACUCCGAGGCCUAGGUGGCGGCGGUGUACACGUCGAGCCCCGCAGAAGGCGAGGGGGCUCUGCGGAGUCUCGUGUCGGCGGCGGCGGCUCGGGGUUCGGAAAGGCAGGCUCUCGCGGCGGCGCCCGAUCUUCCUUCCGAGAAACUUCUGCUGACUCAGCUGGAAAAAUGGAUCAUCAUUCCCACCACAUGGGGAUGAGCUCCAUGGACCAUAACAGCACCACGCCGCCCUCUCACCAUCACACCACCACCUCGUCCUCACACCACGGCGGGGGGAACAUGAUGAUGCAAAUGACCUUCUACUUCGGCUAUAAGAAUGUGGAAAUAUUGUUUGCUGGCUUGGUAAUAAAUACACCUGGAGAAAUGGCUGGCGCUUUUGUGGCAGUGUUCUUACUCGCAAUGUACUAUGAAGGACUCAAGAUAGCCCGAGAGCGGCUGCUGCGCAAGUCUCAGGUCAGCAUCCGCUACAACUCCAUGCCUGUGCCCGGACCAAAUGGCACCAUCCUGAUGGAGACCCACAAAACGGUUGGGCAACAGAUGCUGAGCUUCCCUCACCUCCUGCAGACAGUGCUGCACAUCAUCCAGGUGGUCGUCAGCUACUUCCUCAUGCUCAUCUUCAUGACCUACAAUGGGUACCUCUGCAUCGCCGUGGCUGCGGGGGCCGGCACCGGCUACUUCCUCUUCAGCUGGAAGAAGGCCGUGGUCGUGGAUAUUACGGAACAUUGCCAUUAACGGCAGACCCCAUGGUGUGGCCUUCUUCGUUGCAGUGGGGAACAGUUCAAGACUGGAAGACGUAACUCCUCCGAUAUCUCCCAUUCUGCUCCGUGUCUUAAACACACACACGCAUACAGAGAGCUGUUCCAUAGAGGUUUAGCUUACGGUCUCUUAGCUAGAGUGAUCGUCCCCCUUACUGUUUUCUAAUGAGCUGGAAUUCCCCACUUUUCUCGAUGAAGCCACCCGUGAGACGUUCUUUCCUUCCCUUUUAGAUCCAAGUUCUUAUCUAAUCCAGGUAGCUUUCUAUUCAAUGACUUGAUCACCUACUUCCUUUUUUAUUGGUUUUAUUUUUAUUUUUUAAUAAAUGUGUGGAUCUGUUGGGACUAUUUUCCCUUGGGUUAACUUCAACCAGGAUUGAUCAUAGCUAAUGAAAAUUCUUGCCCAAUUAAACCAAGAACCCAAACUAAAUAGUAAUUUUCUUGGAAAAAACCACCUCGAGUCUUAGGACCCAGUGAGUGAGGAAUCCCCUGCGCCUUCCCUGGUGGGGUUUUCGAACUGAAAUCUUCCUCCUGUGCAAGCAGGUUUGGGGUGUGUGGAAGUUUGUGGUCUUGGGGGGCUGCCUCCUUAACUGUGAUCUACGCAGCCUUUUUUGAUUAGAAUAAAUUGAGAGAUAGAAAAAAGUUGACAAUCAAUUGAGCAAACUUUUUAAAAUAAAAUCAUUGGCAUUUUACUCUGACUUGGUACCUUGGUGUGUCACAGCUAACUGAAGCAGGAGUUUGGGGAGCUUCAUCUUCUUAUUCUGUCUUUGUUUCUAAGGUGUCUACUUCUAAAUUAGAGCUCUUCAGACUCGAGUGUGCACCUAGAAUUACCUAGAGGGUUUGUCGAGACACAAGUUAAUAGACCUCAAAUCUGUUGGCGUUUCUAGUAGGUGCCUGGUCAUGGGCAAGGAGAGGCCCUGCUUGAGACUAUUGGAGUGUCACGUGGUGUUGGCAUGGACAUUUGGAGUGGCCAGUGCUUCUCUCUGGACUUUAAAACCUACUUCUUCAGCAGUAGCUGGCAAAUACUUUAUUUUACACACACUCAGGUCCAACUCUAAACAUGUGGCCAAAUUUGCACGCGUGCAUGUACACACACACACACACACAACUGUAGCCAAAAUGACUGUAGGCAUGUGUGAAAUCACUAUUCUGUAUUUUUUUUUAAGAUUUGUGGUUUCUUGGGAGUCGUUGGAAAGUUGAGAGAGACCUUUGAUCUCGAUCAGCAGCAUGAAGGCAGCCAGUCACCAUUUAUUCUGCCCAGAAGGGCAAGGCCUCAGCUGGCCCUGCAGAGGCUUGGGGUGCAGCCUGCUGAUCACCAGCUUCUCCUUAGCCCCUGACAUCCAUGCCCACCCAGGGGAACCCUGGACCACCUUUGUUACUCUGGGGAGAUAAUUAAAUCGCAAGUGGCCAAGACCACCUUCUCCAUCAAGAAUCACAUUGGAGUUUUACUGUGUUCAGUUGUUAGUCACCACAGUCUUGAUCCCAGUCCAAACUACCUCUGUCAGGUGUCAAACCCUCCCCUCCUCGGUGCUAGACUCCCAAGUGUGCCUCAGGGCAGAGGAGACAAACCAACCCUGUUGGCCUUUGUUGUGGUUUCCAAGUUUGUGGGCGCCAGUUCUGUUGUGGAGAGCAAGGAACGCGGUGAGCCUGCUGGACUGAAGUGAAAACCUAAACCAGCAUUUUCCUCUCAUUCCAACCUCUCAGAGGUUCUUGAUGCUAACCAAGAACAGCGAAUGACAGGUACCGACACGAUUUCGACAUGAAGGUGUAACAUAGCCUGUUAUUACUUACUGUCUCAGAAGCCAAGGAAUAAUAAAAUCAGAAUUAAUAUUUAGUGACCCUGGUGCUCUCUAGAAAUCAUGGCAUGAACUGCUACAAAGUACCCUUUCUGGAACAGGACUGUAAGAAUAAAGAAUAAAAACAGAGUCCAGUUAGGCAAGUGUUAGGCUGAAACCCACUCAGUGUGGGGUCAGUUUUCAGAUUUUCACAGUCGCCUUAAUGAAAGGCUUGAGUUUCCAAGACUUGAAGAUGAAUGCCAGCAAGGAAGAAGUUUGUGAAGGAGCAAAGACCUAAACCUUAAAUACCAUCUCUCGUGAGCUCUGGGAUUAUUGUAUUAAUAUGAUCCCAUUGACCUUCAUAUCCAAUUCCCUGACCAUUCAAUGCCUAACUUCUUUGUUUUAGAUCCAAAUUUCUCUUUCUCCACUUCAUCUGUGAAAGCUUGUCCCAUUUCUUUGUUUUUCCUUUCUGCUCUCUUCCCAUGAAUCAACUUUGUCUCAGUCUCCCUAGUCCUGGGGUAGGGGACUUGGCCACGCAGUACAUAUUAUCAAUCAAAGUAAAACUUGGCCAGGACUUCAGCGUUCUUCAAGGAGCCAUUGUCCCCCUUACACGGUUCAAGUCCUGGGUGCUGUUUCCUGUGAGGUGGAGAACACAGUCCCUUGUGUCCACCACGAUGGCAAGAUUGGGAUUUCUUCACAACUUCUUAGGAGGGAUUUCUGGAAUUCCCGUAAGGCUGUGGGCACAGGUUUGAGUUCUAGCCACAAGGGUUCCUUAAUGGCACUGGGAGGUGUGGGGCCCAGGGGUACACAGCAUUUGGUUUUAAUUCUGCCCUCUCCAGCUGCUCCUUCCAAAAAGAAAUACCUAAAGAUACAAAAUCUGCUCAUUGAUACAAUGCCUUAAUCACUGGGUCUACAAUUCCCGUUGACUGUUUUAGAUUGUAAGCUCCCGGAGAGCAGUAUUGCUGUAGUAGAAAUGUUUUAACACUGUCAUGUGCUAAAGAACAAAAUAAAUAUUUUGAUUUUGUGA
This is a messenger RNA of Sorex araneus (European shrew), 3572 nucleotides long. It is a transcript of the gene SLC31A1, whose product is annotated as solute carrier family 31 member 1. The coding region runs from base 187 to 750 and encodes 187 amino acids. Gene Ontology annotation, biological process: copper ion transmembrane transport. The record is from RefSeq and is a predicted model, not a curated record. Gene Ontology annotation, cellular component: membrane. Gene Ontology annotation, molecular function: copper ion transmembrane transporter activity. Lineage: Eukaryota; Metazoa; Chordata; Mammalia; Eulipotyphla; Soricidae. The transcript is spliced from 5 exons.